AUGAGCGACAAGGUGUGCCCGGAGAUUUCGUGCUACCGCGCCGGGGCGGAGCCCGCGGCGGAAAAGACGCCGCCGCCGUCAGCCCCGGGCGCCAACUCCGCCUCCUCCGCCGUACAGCAGAAGAAGAACCACAUCCCGACGCUGUACGGCGACGGCGUCGGGAAUGGCAACGCCCUGAAAGGGUACGGCCCGGAACGCCGCGUCGUCAUCUUCAGCACCGUGUGGAACCACGUCGACGGCGUCUCGCGGACGAUGAAACGACUCGCGUCGCACCUCAAGAAUCGCGCGGACUCGUCCGUCUUCGUGAUGUCCCCGGAUCUCACCGAGAGCGACUUCGCGGAGGCGUCCAACUCGCACCGGUUCCACGUCAGCGAGGUCCCCGCGAUCCCCGUCCCCGGACGCCCCGAGUACAAGAUGGCGGCGCCGCUUCAAGCGCGGCAACGCGCCGCGCUCGAGACGUACGCGCCGCACGUCGUCCACGUGGCGGCGCCCGACAUGCUCGGGCACUCAGCGGUUCGAUGGGCCGCGGACUUUGGCGUGUGCUCCGUGUGUUCGUAUCACACCGCGUACGACACGUAUUUGCAGUAUUACAGAGUAGGGAUGCUCGCGGCGCCGCUGCGGCAGAUGCUGAGCGGGUUUUACUCGUCGUGCGACGUCGUCGCGACGCCGUCGUACGCCGCGGCGGAGCACCUCGCGGAGAUGGGCGUCCCGCGCGAGCGGAUGGGGUUCUUCCCGCGCGGGAUCAACACCACGGAGUUUUCGCCCGGGCAGCGGUCGCUGACGUUUAGGAAGGAGCUCGCGAGGACGGAGGACGGCGAGGUCGUCAUCCUGUGGGUCGCGCGGAUCGUGCGCGAGAAAGGGUUGGGGACGUUCGUGCGGACGAUCGCGGCUUUGCUUCAGGGGAAGAACAAGGGGAUCAUCGAGGGUUUGCCGCCGUUUCGCGUCGUCAUCGCGGGCGACGGCCCGGACCUGCCGUGGACGCGGAAGCAGCUGGAGGGUUUCCCGGAGGUCAAAAUCUUAGGCCACGCCGGCGGCGGCCGGCUCUCGCGGAUCUACGCGAGCGGCGACAUCUUCUAUUUCCCGUCGCGAACCGAGGUGAUCCCGAACAACCUCAUCGAAGCCAUGGCGAGCGGCCUCGCGGUGGUGACAGACGACGUCGGCGUCAACCGCGCCAUCGUCCGCGACGGCGUCACCGGCGUCCUCGUCAAGGACACCGCGCCGCUCCCCGCGGACGUGACGUCCUACGUCGAGACAAUCGCGGGUCUGCUGCGAGACCCCGACCGUCGAGCGAAGAUGGCGGCGGCGGCGAGAGAGAGCACGACGGGUCUGACGUGGAAGCGCACGUUCGCGAGCUUGCGGCGGUCGUACGACAGGUGCCGACCGGGGAGGCCGUACGCGCGUCACGCGGACGUGAACAUCCCGGGUAGCAAGGCGAAUCUCGAGGCGAAGAAUCGCGUCGGGGGGCCCCCGGAGUUGAACC
This is a messenger RNA of Micromonas pusilla CCMP1545, 1480 nucleotides long. RefSeq names its product glycosyltransferase family 4 protein. The transcript is spliced from 3 exons. The record is from RefSeq and is a predicted model, not a curated record. Lineage: Eukaryota; Viridiplantae; Chlorophyta; Mamiellophyceae; Mamiellales; Mamiellaceae. The annotation marks the transcript as partial. Gene Ontology annotation, molecular function: glycosyltransferase activity.